GUGAAGAAGAAAAAGUUGUUUCUCCUCUUGAUUUCUCGCCGGAUCCUUACAAUUGGGACGAGAUUGUACUCUCCUCCCACCGCCGGUGGAAAUGUCCGUUGGGGAUGAUGGUGCCCAACGUCAUGAUGCUGCCUUCCUAUAAUAAUGAUGUUGUCAAAAUUAGCAAUGACCGAUCGCCGCGUUCUGCCCGCUGUAGGGGCCGUCGGUGGCGUCAGUCUCGGACUGUUACUGCGGUGGUUGCAGUUGUCGCGCUUCUUUUCUCCACCACUGCAUGGUUUUCACUUGUCUUCUCUGGCACCACCAGCACCCGCAGCUGGCGCCGCUUCAAGGAAUGGGAAGGCAGUCCCAUUUCCAUCUCUCGUUCUCUCCCCUGGUCCAAUCGCCGUUCUCGCGCUUAUUUUGGUAGUCGUUUUCGCCAUCCAUCAGUUGAGCCACCUCCUCCGAGUCGGAUCAUUCAACCGCCAACGCCGGCCAUUCCCCGCAAUCGCAGCCUCUCGGAGCGUGGGAAGGGUGGAAAUGAGUUGUCUUUGAACCAUAUAGUUUUUGGAAUCGCGGGAUCGUCGCAUCUCUGGAAACGGCGUAAGGAGUUUGUGAGACUCUGGUGGCGUCCGGAGGACAUGCGAGGCCACGUUUGGGUGGAAGAGCAGGUGCCUGCAGAAGAAGGUGACGAUUCCCUUCCUCCGCUCAUGGUCUCCGAGGACAUCUCCCGUUUUCGGUACACUAAUCCCACUGGUCAUCCUUCCGGCCUACGGAUCUCUCGCAUUGUUACCGAGUCCUUCAACCUCGGACUCUCCGAUGUGCGGUGGUUUGUUCUGGGUGAUGACGACACCAUCUUCAACACUGACAAUCUCCUGGCGGUGCUAAGCAAGUAUGAUACCUCCGAGAUGGUUUAUAUCGGCAGCCCAUCAGAAAGCCACUCUGCCAACGCCUAUUUCAGUCACUCUAUGGCAUUCGGUGGAGGUGGAAUUGCCAUCAGCUAUCCUCUUGCAGAGGCCCUUACGAACUUCCACGAUGAGUGCAUUGAAAGGUAUCCAAAAUUUUAUGGAAGCGAUGAUCGUCUCCAUGCCUGUAUUACUGAACUUGGUGUUCCUCUCACAAGAGAGCUUGGUUUCCACCAGUGGGAUAUAAGAGGCAAUGCCCACGGUCUUCUAUCCUCUCAUCCAAUUGCACCAUUUGUCUCAAUUCAUCAUGUUGAAGUUGUUGAUCCAUUUUUUCCUGGUUUGAGCUCGUUGGAUAGUUUGAAACUCUUUACAAAGGCCAUGAAAGCUGAGCCCAGAAGCUUUUUGCAGAGAUCAAUCUGCUACGACCAUGCUAGGCAUCUUACAUUUUCAGUUUCACUUGGUUAUGUUGUCCAAGUGUUCCCAGACAUUGUGCUACCUCGUGAGCUUGAGCGCUCAGAACGGACUUAUUCUGCCUGGAAUGGAUUGAGACAGAGUCAUGAGUUUGAUCUUGACAUUAGGGAUCCUUAUAAGUCAGUUUGUAAAAAGCCCGUAAUAUUUUUCCUCAAAGAUGUGGGAAAAAAUGGUAAUACUACAUGGGGUUCAUAUAGAAGAGCCAAAGGAAAGGGUGAUCUAAAGAGAAAGCUCUUCUGCUUCCCACGUUCACCUCCACUGCAGAAUGUGCAGAAUAUCCAAGUGAUAGGAUAUCCUCUUAGGAAGAACUGGCAUUUGGUGCCUCGUCGUCCAUGCUGCAAAGUUAGCCAUAGCAGUGAUGAACUCCUUAGGUUAACAGUUGGGGAGUGUGAAAAGGGAUCCCUCAGCCCUGUUGUUGACGCUUUGUGAAUAUUGAGACUUUGAGAGGAAUGCCAGUGCUUUGCUUUCUACUUUAUGCUACUUCAGCCCCAUAGAAAUUAUGUCCGUCUGGCAACAAUUCUUGUCAAGUGACAUUGGGCAUUUUCAAUCCAUUCUUCAACAUUUCAGAUCUUAGAGUGCUUCAUUGUACACAGUUGAGUUGAAGGUCAGAUGCAAAACUUCAGCUCAGUUAUUUCAUUCUUUGCCUUCAUUUUUGUUCAGAAGGUAAUUGAUCAUAUUACUAAUAGCUAACAUUUUGAACUGCUGAGUGAAGUGGUAGUUGUUUGAUAAUAUGAAACACCAGAUCUUAUUUUCUUUUUGAUGAUUCUGUCAGUGCAAAUGGAUUUAUUGUAUUUUACAUUUAUUUGAGAAGAGAUAGAAGGUUGAGCAAAAGACAGGAAAGACUGAAAGAGAAUUAAAUUUGGAAGAAAGAAUAAACAAGAUGGUAAGGUUUUAUCCAGCUGGUAGUUAGGGAAUAAAUGCACUCCAAAAUACAGUUGAGCUGAUGGU
Rubroshorea leprosula is the source of this 2300-nucleotide messenger RNA. NCBI's taxonomy places the organism in Eukaryota, Viridiplantae, Streptophyta, Magnoliopsida, Malvales, Dipterocarpaceae. The record is from the annotation of a GenBank genome assembly.